AUGGAAAAUUUACUAAAACGAAGGUUUUUUUAUGAUCAAUCCUUUUCAAUUUAUGGUGGUGUCAAUGGUCUAUAUGAUUAUGGUCCAGUGGGUUGUGCAAUAAAAGCAAAUAUUAUAAGUUUAUGGCGGCGACAUUUUAUUCUAGAAGAACAAAUGCUUGAAAUUGAUUGUUCAAUCUUGACACCUGAAAUUGUACUUAAAGCAUCCGGUCAUGUUGAUCGAUUUGCAGAUUCUAUGUUGAAAGAUACUCAAACAGGUGAAUGUUUUCGAGCCGAUCAUUUAAUUGAAGAUCAUCUUGAAAAAUUACUUGAAGUAAAAGAUAUUUCUGAUGAAAAGAAAGCUGAAAUUCAACGAAUAUUACCACAAAUCGGUAAUAUGAAUGUUAAAGAUUUGCAAAAACUUUUAGAACAAUAUAAUAUAAAAUCACCUAAUACUAAUAAUGAUCUUUCAGAACCUAUUGCUUUUAAUUUAAUGUUUUCAACUUCAAUUGGUCCAACAAGUCAAAUGAAAGGUUAUCUUCGACCCGAAACUGCUCAAGGCAUGUUUGUUAAUUUUAAAAGAUUAUUAGAAUUUAAUCAAGGUCGAUUACCAUUUGCGGCUGCUCAAAUUGGUAAUUCAUUUCGAAAUGAAAUUUCACCACGAUCAGGUGUACUUCGAGUUCGUGAGUUUACCAUGGCAGAAAUUGAACAUUUUGUUGAUCCCAUUGAUAAAACUCAUUCAAAAUUUGAAACUAUUGCUGAUCUAGAGGUUCAACUAUAUUCAGCGAUUAAUCAAAUAAAUGGUGAAUCGGCUCAAUUAAUUCGUUUAGAUGAUGCUGUUCGUUUAAAAUUAAUUAAUAAUGAAACACUUGCGUAUUUUAUUGGUCGAAUAUAUUUAUUUUUAAUUAAAACUGGUAUUGAUAAAAAUCGAAUACGUUUUCGUCAACAUAUGAAUAAUGAAAUGUCUCAUUAUGCUUGUGAUUGUUGGGAUGCUGAAUGUAAAAUAAGUUAUGGUUGGAUUGAAUGUGUUGGUUGUGCUGAUCGAUCAUGUUAUGAUUUAACACAACAUAUAAAAUUUAGUAGUCAACGGCUUGUUGCUGAACGAUCAUUAUCUACACCAAAACAAAUUCAAAUUAGUGAAAAAAGAUUAAAUCAUAAAAUGAUCGGUCAAUUAUUUCGUAAAGAUGCUUCAAUAAUACUAGAAUAUUUACAAAAUUUAUCUGAGAAUGAAGCUCAAACUUUACAUAAAAAACUUCAACAAAGUGACGAAAAACUUACUAUUGACAAUAAAGAAUUCAAUAUUACAAAAUCAAUUUUUACAUUAGAAACAAUUGAAAAAACAGUUCAAGUGGAAGAAUUUAUUCCAUCAGUAAUUGAACCAACAUUUGGUUUCGGUCGUAUAAUGUAUACUACAUUAGAACAUAACUUUAAAAUUCGUCCACAAGACGAUCAACGAAAGUAUUUCACAUUACCACCUUUAAUUGCACCAUAUAAAUGUGCUGUUUUACCAUUGAGUGCUAAUGCAGAAUUUAAACCAUUUGUUAAACAAAUAUCUGAUCUUUUAACUCAAAUUGGUAUUUCAUAUAGAGUCGAUACAUGUAGUAGAGGUAUUGGUAAACGUUAUGCACGUUGUGAUGAAAUAGCUAUUCCAUUUGCAAUUACAAUUGAUUUUGAUACUUUAAGUCAACCACAUUCAAUAGUAUUACGUGAAUUGAAUUCAUUACAACAAAUUCGUAUUAAAAUUGAUGAAAUUGCAUGUGUUCUUCAAAAUCUUUCAACAGAAAAAGUAACUUGGGAUGAAAUAUCAACAAUAUAUCCUACAUUUACAGAACAGAAAACUAAAAGAUUAGAAGAUAAAAGAGAAGAUGAAAUGAAAACAAUCAAUGAAAAAUUAUCAGAAAUAAAUAGUAAUUGUAAAACGAUUAAAUCUGAAGAAGUUGAUGAACAAAAUAUGUCAUAUCAAGGUGAAUAUACACGAGAACGUCGAAAUGCAUUCGUUGAUGCAUCAACAGUAUGGAAAAAUGCUAAUGCGUCUUGUCCAAAACAUUAUUAUAAUCAAUUAGCUGAACGUAUUCGAGAACUUGAAAAAGACAUUGUACCUGAUCUACAUUUUUAUCAAGUACCACCAGCUUAUUCACCAUUUUCAGCUAUAACACCAUGUUCAAAUGCUAGUGGAUUUGGUUUUUCAAAUUACCCAUAUACACAUAAUUUUCCGUUCAAUUUGAUUUCACCAAAUUCAUCUGUACCAACACAACCAUUUGGUCUAUCUUCAAAAAUUCUUGAACGUGCUUAUGAAAUUCCUGAACGAUUUUGGAUUGAUUGGCAAGAAAGACAAAUGCAAAAUCGAAUAGAAGAACUUGAAAAUAUUAAAAACAAAUGCAUCAGUCCAAGUAAAGUUGAUUCAACAAUAUCAAAUCAACAAAAAGAUCAUUUAUUACGUCAUAAUGCACAACACCAUAUUAGUCCUCCUCAAUCAGCAGCUUUUGAUACGAUAAUUUCAACAAAUGAUGAUAACAAAAUAUCUUCAUCAACUAGCGAUAAUAAUUGUUCAUUUAAUUUCGAUCAACGAUCAAUAGAUAAAGUCAAUAGAGAUAAUCUACAAGAUAUGAAUACAUCGUCACCUAUGAAAUCAAUAACUUCUACUCCAUGUCUACGAAAAUCUCAAUCAACACUUGAUCGUUCUCGUUUAACUAUAUUCUUACCAUAUUCAUUUACAAAUAUACCAGAACAAACAAUGUCUACCAAUAAUCAAACAACGUCAUCUGCUAAUAGUAUUGAAGAUGUAGCACAAAUAGACACUGAACUUAAUCUUAUAUUAAUUUUACGAGAAAAUCGAGAUCAAACAAAUUCAUUAUUAUUUUCAAAAGUUAUUAUUGAUCGUACUAUUGAAUUUCAACCAUUAUCAUCAUCAUCAUCGAAAAAAGAAUCAUCAACAUGUCUAAGAAAAAACAUCAAUUAA
Messenger RNA from Rotaria sp. Silwood1, 2937 nucleotides. The record is from the annotation of a GenBank genome assembly. NCBI's taxonomy places the organism in Eukaryota, Metazoa, Rotifera, Eurotatoria, Philodinida, Philodinidae.